Messenger RNA from Adineta ricciae, 1026 nucleotides. The record is from the annotation of a GenBank genome assembly. Lineage: Eukaryota; Metazoa; Rotifera; Eurotatoria; Adinetida; Adinetidae.
AUGGCAAAUUCAAUUCAGACCGGUCAAUAUGAUAUGAAUGAUAUAUUCGCAAUAUACGAAUUAGCAAUUCCUCGUUCGGUUCGAUUUUGGUGGUACCUUAUUUUGAAUAUUUGUUCAUUGAUAUGCUCCUUAUCUGUUUUGUAUCAACUCUUGUUCCAUCGAAAACUUCGACAGGCAUUGAACAAUCAUGUUAUUAUUGUUUUACUCUUUGUUGGAUUGAUCUAUGAAUCAUUAAGUGUUCCAUUUAUGCUUCAUUUUUAUCGUGUUGGAUACUCGUGGAACAUAACAACCAGUUUUGGUCAUUUUUGGCAAUUCAUGGAUUAUACAAGUUAUACAAUAUCUUUAGUAGGCUUUGCGUGGGCUACUAUUGAGCGACAUAUUCUCAUAUUUCAUCAACAAUGGAUUGCAACAAGGAGACAACGUUUUUUCGUUCAUUAUUUACCUAUUAUGGCAAUUGUAGUAUAUUCUAUCAUGUAUUGGUUUCUAUUAAUCUUCUUUCCAGCAUGUGAAGAUCGAAUUUUUCUGCAACCAAUGAAUGGAGUUCCUGCACCAUGUAUGGCUUAUCAAUUAUUCUGGGGAAAGUGGAAUACAGUGUGCCAUCUAAUUCUGCCAACGUUUAUCAUAACUAUUUUCAGCAGCGCUCUUCUCUUUCGAAUUCUUUGGCAAAAAACUCGUUUGAAUCGAUCAAUCCAAUGGCGACAGAAUCGAAAAAUGACCAUUCAAUUAGUGCUUAUUUCGCUCCUUUAUCUUUUCUUCAAUCUUCCUCGUUCAAUUCUAAUCAGUGUCACAGUUGAUGGUAGAUCAUUAUAUUUAAUCAUUCAAUUGCUUAUGCAUCUUGCCUUUUUUGCUGUUCAAUUAAUAUUCUUUUUGCCAUUCAUUUGUUAUAUGACAAUACCUGGAUCUGGAAAGAGAUUGAAGAAACUUCUUUUGCUGAAAAGUGGUCGAAACAUGAUUUGGCCCAUCGGUGUAACAGCAGGACGUGAGAACAACAACCAAACGGGUCAAAAAGAGACUCACAUGACUUGA